Molecule: messenger RNA, 3817 nt
Organism: Fusarium odoratissimum NRRL 54006
Lineage: Eukaryota; Fungi; Ascomycota; Sordariomycetes; Hypocreales; Nectriaceae
Product: DNA topoisomerase III
Exons: 5
Coding region: 112-2109 (665 amino acids)
Biological process (GO): DNA topological change
Cellular component (GO): nucleus
Molecular function (GO): DNA binding; DNA topoisomerase type I (single strand cut, ATP-independent) activity
Source: RefSeq, a predicted model, not a curated record
GCAGCCCGAGGCAACUCUCCACUCGCUUUUUGUACCGUAAUCACUACGACGGGACUGUUGAAAAUUGCAUCAGAGCUAUAAAACAGUCACAAAGACUUGCAUUCCUCCAGAAUGAGAGUCCUCUGUGUGGCUGAGAAGCCCUCCAUAUCCAAAGCUGUGGCUACACAUCUCUCUGGAGGCCGUAUCGAAACGAACAAUACAAGAAACAAGUACAUCAAGAACUACUCAUUCGAUUUCGACUUUGGCCGUCAAUUGGGCAAUUGCUCUGUUACCAUGACAUGUGUCACUGGACACUUAACCAACGUCGACUUUACUCCAGCUCACAAAAACUGGUAUCAACCACCUCCAGAGUCAUUGUUCACCGCCCCUAUUGUCACGAGUGUCAGCGAAGACAAGAAGACAAUUGCCCAGAAUUUAGAAUCGCAAGCAAGAUAUGCCCAAGCUCUAGUAAUCUGGACAGAUUGUGAUCGUGAAGGAGAACACAUCGGCAAUGAAAUUGUCGAAGCCGCUCGAAAGGGUAAACCUGGUAUCCAGGUUUUACGAGCAAGGUUCAGCAAUGUCGAGCGAGCUCAUGUUAUCUCAGCAGCCAAGAACCUUGCAACUUUGGAUGAGAGGCAGGUCCAUGCUGUAUCUGCAAGAAUCGAGCUGGAUCUUCGUAUUGGAUAUGCAUUCACCCGUUUUCUCACAAACAACUUACGGCCUCUCGGAGGACCUAUGGAGAAGCUGACUCUGAGUUAUGGGUCUUGCCAGUUCCCAACCCUUGGGUUUGUCGUGGAUCGUUACUUUCGUGUGAAAAAUUUCGUUCCUGAGCCGUUCUGGAGCAUAAAACUGAUGCACACCCGAGAUGGUAAAAAGGUCGAUUUCUUCUGGCUACGGAAUAGGCUGUUCGAUCGAAUGUCCACAGUGAUUCUCUAUGAGAGAUGCCUCGCAGCCAAAACAGCAACAGUGACAAAAGUUCAGCAGAAACCCACUCGAAAGUUCAAACCAUUGCCUCUGACAACCGUUGAAUUACAAAAGGCUGCGACGAGGUUACUCCAGAUGAGCGGACAGCAGGCCAUGACCAUUGCUGAAGGUCUAUAUAACAAGGGGUUCAUCAGUUACCCCCGAACGGAGACAGACCGGUUCGAUAAAGGGAUGAAUCUCCGUGCUCUGGUUGAGAAGCAAACCAGCGACCAGAGAUGGGGCUCAUUUGCACAGAAUCUUGCCAGUGGUGCUUUCAAACAACCAAGAGAGGGAAGACAUGACGAUAAGGCACAUCCUCCUAUUCACCCUAUCACAUAUGCCUCGCCUUCCAUCUUGAGUCGCGACGAGGCUCGUUUAUACGAGUAUGUUGCGCGCAGAUUUCUUGCAUGCUGCUCAGAUGAUGCCCACGGUAUGGCCACUGAUGUUGAGCUUGAAUUUGGAGAGGAGCGUUUCAAUGCUCAUGGAGUCAUUGUGCUAGAGAGAAACUACCUUGACGUGUUCAUUUACGAAAAAUGGAAUAACACAGUGGAACUUCCGAAGUUCACAGAAGGUGAGCGCUUUCAGCCAACGGAGGCUAUGAUGACAGAAGGGAAGACCACAGCGCCUGGUUACCUGACGGAAGCCGAUUUGAUCGCUCUCAUGGAUGCCAAUGGGAUCGGCACAGAUGCUACCAUGGCCGAGCAUAUCCAGAAGAUCCAGGACAGGGAAUAUGUCGCUACGAUCAGCCGAUCAGGUCAAACAUCGGCAGAUGAUGAGGAUGCGGACACAAGUACGUCCACAAGAGGUCGUGGACGUGGACGUGGCGGUCGAGGUGCCAGAGGUGGACGCGGUGGUUCAUCAUCAUCAGGCGGCCGAGGCGGCUUGAAAGUCUUUGUCCCUACGCAGCUUGGAGUGGCUCUAAUCUUAGGAUUUGAUCGAAUGAACUUCGAAACCAGCCUUGGUAAACCAUUUCUCCGGAAGGAAAUGGAAAUCAAGAUGAAGGCUAUCUGCGAAGGUCGUACCAACAAGGAAGUCGUCUUACGGGAAAGCCUCGCUCAGUACAAGCAUGUGUUUGAGCAGUCCCAACAGAAACUAGGAGUCCUACGAACGGUAUGUCCCAUAUGCUACACAAACUCGGUUCAUCGUAUCACUGACCUGAUCAAUUAGGCAUGCCGCGAGUUUGUCUUUGGCUCAUGAGAUUCAUGCCCUCGGUAUUCAGGGCAUGUUAACCCUUAGUUGAUGCCACACUCACAAUUUAGAACUCGGGCAAUCUUCGAGGAUAUCUGGGGUUGAGUUGCCAACCUUGGAAGUUGACGACAUUACGAGCUUACCUGCACCCCCAUUGUCUCAUUUGUGGGUCGCUAGACUUGUGAAGUUGUGAGAUUCAAAUCCGACUUGGAGCCUAUCAGCUGGUGGAUCAUGCACACGUACGAUCUGAAUGAUGUGAUUUGGGUAUCGUCAACGAUGGCCUCGAAACAUGGCGGCGGCAUAUAUAUCAAACCACCCCUCAGUUGAGAUGUACUUGGCGGCGGCGGCGGGGUUGGCUCAGCUGCAGCUGUAACCAUGUCCCAAAGAGUCACAGUGGUGUAAGCAUGGCAGUGACGAGUCUGCUGAACUCGGUAAUAGACAGGCGAGACAGGGAAGCUUUGUGCGUCAACCACCUGGUUGGGAACGAAUGGACGAGGUCACUCAAUGUGGAGGUCUUCGGAGCGGGAUAGAACGGGAUCGCCAACGGCACAGGAGCCACCGGCCCCCGCACGACGCGAUAUCGUAGCCUCGGGCUUCAAGAGCGCGGGGCAACGGGAUUGAUGGAUUGAGUCCGCAUCCCUUCCGUUCUUCCCUAUCGAUGCGCGGGGAAGAGGCUUUUUUAUGAGGUGCCCACGGCGCAGCAUUGUCCAACGUGGGGUUUUAUCAAUGGAUGACGGGUCACACUGGCGCCCAAGGAUGAUUUUCCUUGGUUUGAUGAAACAUCAAGAGGGGGAGGCUUUGUCGCCAUGAUCCAUCGGCUGGUCGGUGCCUCCACCAUGUGAAGCAGACUCGCUGUUGGACGACGAUACCGGCAUCUAGAAAGGUGACGAACUUGAGUCGGUAAUACUGACGGCAUCGUGAGUCCAAUCACAGAGAAGGACCUUGGCAACGUGACAGUAACACAUCAAGGAUGGCUUCCUUAGAUGAUGGUUAGUACUUGAAUUCCAGUACAUCUGACACAACAAAUUGCCUUGAUUUGCAAAAGGAGAAAGUACGCGAAUGCAUCUAUGUACGAACUUGGACACAGCCAUCGACAUCAAUACGAAGGCUCCGAGAAUGGCUAUGAUUACGUGGGAUUGGCCAAGGAACAACUUGCGAAUGCAGACAUAGUGGGAUAUGGCUUUCCAGUGAAUACAUGAGUACUUCGGUCAAGCCGGUAAACUCGAUGGUGGUGUCGUAUCUUUGGAAUUGAUGAUUAGGGUUGGUUAUUCACCACAAAUAACGCCAGCACCAGGCGCCCGCGCGGUCACAAGGGAGACGAGUCUUGAUAUGAAGCGAUUGCACAAAUGGCCAAGCCGAAGAGAGGACCGUAUGAGCAAUAUCUCAAAAACAGUACCACGGGAACAGUCGCAGGUGUGCCCACGCCCUGGAUACGGUUUUAGGAACACGCCCCCAUCGCGAUACACACGGGAUUCCACAGCUGGAACACGGGUGGCUUUGGGUUCGCCGGGAGCGUGCCUCUCUCAUGCUUCUAGCCCUACACACUUACGAACAAAGAGUUUGGAUCACGCAGGUACGUGUCAAAUUAGGCACACAACAAUAUUCCAGAAAUUCAAGUUUGAUGCCCUGUCUCAGUCCUCCUUUUCAAAGCACCAAGGGCUCACUAACAGCAGCCGGACGAAAUUAG